ACCAAACUCGCUGCUGAGGCGGCUAAGGAUGCUGUUAAGGGGUCUCAUUGAAGAUGGAUGUGGGCAUGGUGGGGAGGGACAUUGGGCUGUGGGUUGGGUGGAGGAUGCAGCGCUCGGGAGGAAACUGUCGAUUUGUGCACUGAAAACCGGACUACGACAUCACUGCUGUGGUGGUGUAGAUGUGGGCAUUUCGUUAGGUUGCAGCCUCGUAACAGGUCCUCUCGCGUGCAACCCAGCUUCCCACUCCCACGUAACUUAGAACACAGUUCACAGUUCAGUUCUGUAGGAUCAGGUAUUACGUAGCAUAACACCUCAUUUACACAAAAUACAUAGAGCCGAUAGCCAUGAUUGGUAGCAGUGCUAGCGGACGAGAAUAAGAUCGGAGAACAGGCG
Fimicolochytrium jonesii is the source of this 393-nucleotide messenger RNA. RefSeq lists its product as uncharacterized. Lineage: Eukaryota; Fungi; Chytridiomycota; Chytridiomycetes; Spizellomycetales; Powellomycetaceae. The record is from RefSeq and is a predicted model, not a curated record. The coding region runs from base 58 to 303 and encodes 81 amino acids. The transcript has a single exon.